CGAACACGUACAUUGCCAAGGCCAAACCCAAACAUUGACAAACAUAUUAUUAUCUCAUUUUUCAACAAGACUGGUAUUGGGGGGUAAGAAAACAAACCAACGCAUUUUUGUCAUCGCUGCAAAGGUUGGAGCACAAUAGGAGCUGGCCGUGGAACUGUGCUAAUUGAUCCAACAGACCAGCCGUGUUCAGUGCACCAGGGGGAGCCAUGUCUGACCCGUUCACGGCGUACCCGGCUCGUGUGUGUGGUUGGGGCUACGGCAUUGGCGAGGCCUUGAGAGGUCCCUUCGGCCCCCCUGUGGCGAGGCUAUGCUACGCAAUGGCGACAGGUUUCAUAUUCGGCCACACUCUCUAUAAACCCUACGUGGCAAACAGA
Molecule: messenger RNA, 374 nt
Organism: Aplysia californica (California sea hare)
Lineage: Eukaryota; Metazoa; Mollusca; Gastropoda; Aplysiida; Aplysiidae
Product: mitochondrial fission process protein 1
Biological process (GO): mitochondrial fission
Cellular component (GO): mitochondrion
Source: RefSeq, a predicted model, not a curated record